AUGGUGAUCAAGACGCAGUUUGAGCAGGGGAUCGUUGAAUUAGUAGAGGAUUUGGCAAACAGGCCCGAUGUACACUAUUUACCUCAUCAUCCAGUAAUCCGAAAGGAUAAAACGACCACGAAAGUGCGAGUGGUCUACGAUGCCUCGGCCAAAACGAGUGGGCCCUCUCUCAACGACUGUCUGGACCAAGGACCGAAAUUCGAUCAAAAAAUCCUUGACAUUCUUUGUCGGUUUAGAACCCAUCGAGUUGCUGUAACAGCCGAUAUCGAAAAGGCGUUUCUUAUGAUAUCUGUGGCAGCUAAGGAUCGAGAUUUCUUGCGGUUCUUGUGGGUGGACGAUGCAGUUAAGGACGAGCCGAGAAUUGUUGUGUAUCGGUUCGCUAGAGUGGUAUUUGGGGUGAAUGCCAGCCCCUUCUUGUUGAACGCCACCAUCUGA
This is a messenger RNA of Halichondria panicea, 435 nucleotides long. RefSeq lists its product as uncharacterized. Bases 1 to 435 code for a protein of 144 amino acids. The record is from RefSeq and is a predicted model, not a curated record. NCBI's taxonomy places the organism in Eukaryota, Metazoa, Porifera, Demospongiae, Suberitida, Halichondriidae. The transcript has a single exon.